Molecule: messenger RNA, 493 nt
Organism: Tribolium castaneum (red flour beetle)
Lineage: Eukaryota; Metazoa; Arthropoda; Insecta; Coleoptera; Tenebrionidae
Exons: 1
Coding region: 62-379 (105 amino acids)
Source: RefSeq, a predicted model, not a curated record
AGAGAAGAAUAGGAAGAAGCAUCUGAAGGAGAAAGAAGAGAGGAAGAAGAAGCAUCUGAAGAUGAAAGAGGAGAAGAGGAAGAAGCAUCUGAAGAUGAAAGAGAAGAAGAGGAAGAAGCUUCUGAAGGAGAAAGAAAAGAGGAAGAAGAAACAUCUGAAGAUGAAAGAGGAGAAGAGAAAGAAGCAUUUGAAGAUGAAAGAGAAGAAGAGGAAGAAGCUUCUGAAGGGGAAAGAAGAAAAGAAGAAGAAGCCUCUGAAGAUAAAAGAGGAGAUGGAGGAUGACCAAAAGAAAGAGAACAAAGAGAACAAAAAACAGGCGAAGGAAAACAUCUUCUUACAGAAGCUAUUACGAAAAAUUAUUUUGGAGAUCUUCAACUAAGAAACAAUAAAACACUAGACAAUGUUUAUUGUGCACUAGUGAUGUCGUGCACAAAUUCUACGAACUAUGAGUUUUUUUUAAACAAAUCUUAGGCAAAGGUUAUACUAGAUUAUA